Molecule: messenger RNA, 4304 nt
Organism: Xylaria bambusicola
Lineage: Eukaryota; Fungi; Ascomycota; Sordariomycetes; Xylariales; Xylariaceae
Exons: 3
Coding region: 164-3766 (1200 amino acids)
Biological process (GO): autophagy; vesicle-mediated transport; endosomal vesicle fusion
Cellular component (GO): fungal-type vacuole membrane; cytoplasm
Source: RefSeq, a predicted model, not a curated record
UCCCCAGCCUCACCUCUACAUCUCCCACCAUAUCUCUAUCCAUACAGUAUCCCCUUUAUCAACACGACUGUUGUACAAUCGCUACAGCCAGCCACAGCUACUGGUGCAAUCGUGCUUUGCAUUAUGACUGCAUUCGAGGCUUUAUGAUGUUGUCUAUCCAGCUAUGGCUCUAGACGCGCAUAGCAAUAUAAGCUCCCAGAGCUUCCCAGGAGCUGGCCCCUACGUCCUGCGCACCCUAUUCGCAGAUGUGCCGCUCUCUGAAGACGGUUCUAGAGACGAUAUUAAGAUCAACUGCGUCGAAUAUCUGGAUCGCAACCUCUACGUGGGAACAUCGGAUUCAGAGCUUCUUCACUUCUUCCAAAUCCCCCCAGACCCCGCCGAUCAUUCUGAUGUUCCAACUUUCAUCCUCGCAUCGCGACUCCGGCCUACUUUCUCAGAUCCAGCUGGUGCACCCAAUCCUUCCCGGCCUGGUGUACAAGAGAUAUUGCUGCUCCCUGGUGUUGGGAAGGCGUGUGUUCUGUGUAACUCAACCGUCACCUUCUACUCCCUGCCAGAGCUUAGCCCUGCAUUUAAUGGGCUUCAAGUUAAAAACUGUGGUUGGAUUGGUGGGGUGGAUCUCAACCAGGAUAUCCAAGAUACUAACGGCGCCACGAUAUUGUUGUCUUUGAGUAGAAAAAUACAGGUCGUGAGGAUCGGGGAAGAUGCUCGCGUUAUAAAGAAGAUCGAGUUUACAGGCAGCAAGUUGUCCGUGAGGAGAAAUACCAUUGCCUGCGUUGCCGACUCGAGGAGCUAUGCCCUUUUAGAAAUCGAACGCCAACUCAAGAUUCCUUUGAUGUCGAUCUCAUCCCUAGAUGAGGCACAGCCCGGAACCAUUCUUGGUCAGGCUCAGGAUAUUUCCGCAAGCAGCGGUGGCGGUCUGUUACGGAGUAAUUCAUCCACUCAAGCCCGCCCUCAGAUAGAAACCCCCGAGACACAGACGCACCGGAGAGGCACAAGCUUAGGGAAUCUCAUCUCAAGUGUCCGAAAGCAGGAACAGUAUACCGUUGAUGCCGAGGAACCUGGCAGUCGGUCAGCAACGCCUCCACAGCCCGCAGUCAGCCCAGGUCCUCCAGAGGGAGCAUCUCCGGUUCAGUCAGCUGCUCCUGAUGGAGCAGUCGAAGCUCGAUCAGCUAAGGUUCAUGCGCCCGGGCCUUCUUUCCUCAAACCACAUAUAGUCUCACCAACCCCCGAAGAAUUCCUUUUAGUGACAGGCACUAGUCCGUUGGAACCCGGUAUUGGGAUGUUUGUAAACACGGAAGGAGAACCAACUCGUCCUACCAUCGAGUUUGAUCGCUAUCCUAGGCAAAUAGUGGUCGAUGGAGGAUCCCUAGAUAUGUCAACUUCUCGUCCGUCUUUGGGCCCUGAAGAAGAGAGGUUUGUUCUUGCCUCACUGAGUAAGGAACUAAAAGACGGUAUACACUAUGGCUUAGAGAUCCAACGCUGGGAUGCUGAUGCUGCAGAGGAGGAACCGAUAAAAUAUUGGCUCGAGCCCAACCAAGACAGCACUACAAAAAUCAAAGUGCCCCAGUCACUUGGAAUCCGAUCACUGCUAGGAGCUGACGGCAUAUGCUCCCAAGAAAUUGUUGACCGACUUUGCAGACGUAGAUUUGCUCCGUUCCACUCCGGCACUGUAGAGCCCUCUUCUGUAUCACUUAAAAGUGUCGAUUCACGAACAGCAUCAUCAAUGGAGAGGAUGUCGAGGGAAAAGGAGCUCUUUGACAGAGAUAAUGAUUCCCAAGAUGAUGAGUCCCUGCCCGAAGGGUGGCAGGCAACCCGCAAUACAGAGGAAGUGGAGUUUGCUCGCCGGCUUGCAGGCAUUACGGCUCGCAUGGCAGUUUGGUCCGGCCCCUAUAUCUGGUGGGCUGUGCGCAAUCCUCUGAUACUCCAGCUAGACACCCAACUUGCGGCGACUAGUUCCAUGUCAGACGAAACCUCUGAAAAACGGCGAGAGUUAAUCAAAAUCGUUAACUCAUUUCGCGGGCGUGAUGCUAAAUCAGAGCUAGAAUUCUUGACUUUCAGCUAUAUACGACAACAGGUAGGAAUUCUGCUAUUGAUCAGCUUCCUAAAGUCUAUCAAAAACUCCUUUUCAGAAGCCGAGCUUGAAGCUAUGGAAGAGGUUUUAGUUGACAGUCAACUUGAUCCUCGUGUUGUACUGUCUAUUGUUCCUGGGGUGCGAAAUGAAGUGAUUGAAACACGGCGAGGAAUAUGGAUCUUUGGCGGCGUUAAAAUGACAGCUGAAGAUUUCAUUUCAAGCUCUGAUUUUGAUAAUAAGAGCCAAUCUACCUUGAGUACACUGAAUCAGCCGGUUCUUCAGUUCCUUAGACGCUUCCUUACUACUUGGCGACGGAAAAAGGGGUUCGGUAGCGUGCCUGACGAGAGCGAGGUGUUUCGCACCGUUGAUGCCGCUCUUCUUGCCGUAUUGCUUGAACUAGAUCGGCAUUCACCUCCCGGUCUACCCAAGAGCCGCUCAGUCCGUACCGAAUUGUACGAGCUGGUGGACAGCGGAGUUGAUUGCUUCGACCGAGCAGAAACUUUGAUUGAGUCGUACCAUCGGCUUUUUGUGCUUAGUAGACUCUAUCAGAGUAGGAAGAUGGCUCAGGAGGUACUUGAGACUUGGAAACGCAUCAUCGAGGGCGAAAGAAAUGAAGGCGGCGAAUUUCAAGAUGGCGAACUCCGCGUGCGCGAAUAUUUGACUAAAAUCAGCAAUCGAAACCUUGUGCAAGAAUAUGGCAUCUGGUUAGCAAACAGAAACCCAAAACUUGGUGUUCAGGUUUUUGCAGACGACAAAGGCAAAGCUGCCAAGUUUGAACCAACUUAUGUUGUCGAACUUCUCCGGGCGGAUGCCCCAGAAGCUGUCAAGUAUUACCUCGAGUUUCUGGUGUUCGGCAAAGGACAUACAAUCUAUGUCAAUGAGCUGAUAACGUACUAUCUCGAUGUUGUGGUAUCACAAUUACAAACAUCAUCUGAGGCUCGGGACGCUAUACUUUCGACAUAUGACGCAUAUCGGGCACUACAGCCGCCAAAACCUACGUAUCGGCAAUUUUUAACAGAUAAUGCCCCGGCUAAUGACGAGGCAUGGGAAAGUCGGUUACGUCUCCUCCAGCUUCUCGGUGGCAAAUAUGAGUACAACUCCGUGAUGAUAAGAAAUCGAAUCUCUAGUCUAAGUAGUGUCGCCGAUGACUUGCUGGUACCAGAGACAAUCAUUCUUGAUGGCCGAGAACGAAACCAUGAGAAUGCCUUGCGUCUUUUAGUCCACCACCUUGGAGAUUAUGACACAGCAGUAGCGUAUUGCUUCCGUGGUGGCGCAAGCGUUUACAGUAUUUACCAAGUUGAGAAACAAAGCCCCUCUCCAGUAAGCCCUGCAGGCGCGAAAGCGUCACAACGGCGAGAGAGCGUAACACCAACGCAAACUGAGCAGGCCCGACUAUUUCGAUCUCUAUUAGGGGAAUUCCUUCAGCUCCAGGAUAUCAGCGACCGUGUAGAACAGACAAGUCUACUCCUCGAAAAAUUUGGCAGUUGGUUCGAUGUGACCGAUAUACUAUCAGUAAUACCAGAUAGCUGGAGUGUAGAUCUGGUCGCUGGAUUCUUGGUGAAGGCACUUCGACAAAUCGUUGUUGAGAAGAACGAAACUUCAGUCGCGAGGUCCCUAAGCUCUGCGCAGAACCUCAGAAUUCAGCACGAUUUGAUCGUGAAGAUUGAAGAGAAAGGGCCGAGCAUCGAGAGUUAAAAAAUGGAAUAGCAGUCACCCCGCCAUCUGGGAAACAACAUUUUCCAAUAGCCGAUCUAAUCCAGCGUUAAUAAUUCUUGAGUUCAGUGUAUUCCUUAUCCUCCCACCUGUGUAAAACUCCGAAGCUCGCGAUCUCAAUAUGGUCAAAAUCGUCUAAACCCUUUGCAGAACAGGUCGCGAAAUCUUCGUCACCUGACUGGCGACUAUUAUCAUCACACAUACAGUGGUCGCCGAUCCCUCUUGUCAUCCCAUUCUGGUCACUGCCGUACUCCUUCGGGCCUUUAUAACGGCAAACCACAUCAGCUAUAGGCCUGACGUGGAAUACUGAAGUUGGACAUUAAACGAGCGCUUGCCCAGUUCUCGGGUGGUGCAGCAUCAUGCCCAGACUUCUUGGUGGCACUUCGCGUCACUUCUUUACUCUUUUGACUCACAUGGGAUUGGAUAACAUCAUGAAGAAACAAGUCCAUAACAAUACUAAAAGUAGACUUACCAGCUCUAGACAGGCUCUCCUCGGAGUGUCAAGUUUAAAGCACCGAGG